This is a messenger RNA of Tuber melanosporum (Perigord truffle), 1617 nucleotides long. RefSeq lists its product as uncharacterized. Gene Ontology annotation, cellular component: Golgi apparatus; membrane. The record is from RefSeq and is a predicted model, not a curated record. The transcript is spliced from 5 exons. The coding region runs from base 345 to 1040 and encodes 231 amino acids. Gene Ontology annotation, biological process: phosphatidylinositol biosynthetic process. Gene Ontology annotation, molecular function: CDP-diacylglycerol-inositol 3-phosphatidyltransferase activity. NCBI's taxonomy places the organism in Eukaryota, Fungi, Ascomycota, Pezizomycetes, Pezizales, Tuberaceae.
CACGCAGCCACUCCACUCUUUCACUUACGGUAUUUAUCACUCAUUUCUGGGUUAUUGCUGUAACGGUCAUCACUCUUCAAUCCUCCACAUGCCCUUUAUCACAUACCUCUACCCUACCCCUACUCCUCCUCUUCCUCCUCCUCCCUUCCUCCCAAGAACUCCCUUCUCCUCCCCCUCAUUAUCGCCUCACUGACACUCCCUAUCACCGUUUGCUAUCUUCACCCCCCUCCUCCGCCACUUAAUUCUAACCAAGAGCUUGUCAGUGUUGCUACAAGUCUAUCAUUACUACCUUAGAGCUUACAAAAAACAAAGCAACGAAGCCCACAUAAUCCAUAACUGCAAACAUGCCGAAGUCAAACACACCCACACGACAUUCAACCUCGCCGGCAAAGUCCGCAGAGCCUCGACCAGAGAAUAUAUUCCUAUUCAUCCCAAACCUGAUAGGAUACUCUCGAAUUCUUCUCGCUGGUGCCUCGCUAUAUUACAUGUCCUAUCACCCGCACUAUUGUACAAUCCUUUAUUCCUUUUCUUGUCUCUUGGAUGCUCUGGACGGUUAUGCCGCUCGCAAAUUUUCUCAGUCGACCAAAUUCGGCGCUGUAUUGGACAUGGUUACGGACCGUUGUACUACCAGUUGUUUGCUCUGUUUCUUGUCUUCGGCUUAUCCGAAAUGGGCAAUCUUGUUCCAGGGACUCAUCAGUUUAGAUUUGGCUAGUCAUUAUAUGCACAUGUAUGCAUCUCUCGAUCGUGGUGCAGGGUCUCACAAGAAAGUAGAGAAGAAACGCUCUCGAGUCCUAAAUCUUUAUUACUCCAACAAUAAAAUUCUUUUCGUAUUUUGCGCUGCAAAUGAGCUCUUUUUCCUCGCAAUGUACCUCCUUAGUUUCCCGCAAUUCUCCUCGGAAAUCCACUCUUGGCCGUGGAUAGUUGCCAUGGCCACUUUCCCGAUUUGCGCCGCGAAGCAAUGGAUCAAUGUUGUUCAGAUGGUUAAGGCUGCUGUUUCACUUGCAGAGGGUGAUAUGGAGCAAAGGAGAAAGAUGUUAUAGAGGCACCGCUUCUUCAAUAGUUGUUUAAGCUGGACUCUCGAUGACGCCGGAAAAUAUAAAAAUGGGGAUCUCAGGAUGUGCGGCCGUAUGGGUUAACGGAUAGAAAAGACGCAUGUUUCCAGGGACUGGAAUUGUGGCGACGGUGGGACCGAGUUGGAUGAGAUUGCAUGGCAGGGGAGAGGACUGUUCAGACAUAGACUUGGGGGUGGUACUUUUGCGUUUGUUUUUGGGACCUUUGACUCUCUUUGCGACUGGUGUUGCCGGCUUAGUGUUCUUCUCUUUCUUUUCAUUAUAGGAUUUUAUUACCCGUUUCCCUAGGAAUCUCGUAAUCUGCCAUCGGAAAUGCCCGACCUUUUCAGUCUCAAAUUUGAUGCUUUUGGUUCUUUCUUUACCUUUUUUUCCCUUCCCGCUUCCCUUCGAACCCGUUUUUUCUCUUUUUAUCUGUAGAAAUAAUUUCCCCUUGUUAUGACUGCAAGAACAGCCUUGGAAAGGGUGGAACCAAUCAGUUGGUGUUUCUUUUGUACCUAGCAACGUAAUGCCGGGCCGAAAGUCUAACCUUCAAUUCAAUGCCAAUUUU